Messenger RNA from Triticum dicoccoides, 1309 nucleotides. Its product is annotated as syntaxin-43-like. Bases 13 to 783 code for a protein of 256 amino acids. Gene Ontology annotation, molecular function: SNARE binding; SNAP receptor activity. Gene Ontology annotation, biological process: intracellular protein transport; vesicle fusion; vesicle-mediated transport. The record is from RefSeq and is a predicted model, not a curated record. Gene Ontology annotation, cellular component: SNARE complex; membrane; endomembrane system. Lineage: Eukaryota; Viridiplantae; Streptophyta; Magnoliopsida; Poales; Poaceae. The transcript is spliced from 7 exons.
AGAGGCGCGGCGAUGGUUGGGCUGCCCCCGGCCUGGGUGGAUGUCUCCGAAGAGAUAUCUGCCAACAUGCAGCGGGCAAAGACGAAGAUGGCCGAGCUGGCUAAGGCGCACGCCAAGGCCUUGAUGCCGUCCUUCGGUGAUGGCAGAGAUGACCAGCGAGCGAUCGAGGUUCUCACGCAUGAGAUAACGGACCUGCUGAAGAGGUCAGAAAAAAAGCUGCAGAAGCUGUCCAUGAAAGACUCCUCAGAAGAUUCGAAUGUCAGAAAGAAUGUCCAGCGUUCCCUUGCUACGGACCUGCAAACUCUUUCGAUGGAGUUCAGGAAAAAACAGUCAACUUAUUUGAAGCAGCUUCGCCAACAGAAAGAGGGGCAAGAUGGUGUUGAUUUAGAAAUGAAUAUAAAUGGAUCCAAGUCGACAUUUGAACUUGAAGAUGAUGAAUUUGAGGAUGUGGGUUUCACUGAGGUUCAGAUGUCAAAACUUAAGAAAAGCGAAGCAUUCACUAGAGAAAGGGAGAGAGAAAUCGAACAGGUUGCCCAAUCAGUCAAUGAGCUUGCACAGAUCAUGAAGGAUCUUUCAGUUCUUGUGAUUGAUCAGGGAACAAUUGUUGAUCGGAUAGACUACAAUGUACAGAAUGUUGCGGCCUCAGUCGAGGAGGGCUAUAAACAGUUGCAAAAGGCUGAGAGGACGCAGAAGAAAGGCGGCAUGGUGAUGUGUGCCACUGUCCUCGUCAUUCUUAUCUUCAUCCUGAUAAUCCUCCUGGUUUUGAAGAAGAUCCUUUUCUGACUUAGCCCCCUCUUAUUACGGUCGUCGACGAACGCCUUCCAAGUGAACGCCAUUCACAUAUACUCUUAUGUGGGUAGUGACCGUGCAGUGCCGCCGCGUUGGAAAUUCAGAAAAGCCGCUGCCCAUUUGCGCCAUAAGCAAUGCGAUUUAGCGAUCUCAAAAGAUGGUUCAUCUGCCCGUGUUAGUAGUGGCUGGGCCAGCAGCUCCCUUGAGUCUUCCACAUUUUUUGCAGCACUGCUGAGUGUAGAGAUGUCGUAUUCAUACGGGUACCAUUUUUUCUUCAAAUGAAGGGUUCUGUUGAUACACAGUUUCACACCUACCUGCUUGUCUUGCAGCAACCAGGUCUGGUUUUGUAUGAUCUGUAUAAAGUUGUACCAUCAUCCAGUUAUUAGAAAUUGAAAAGUAGCUUCACCCUCUGUGCCGCCGUCACUAUUCUGUCUAGGUAUUGAAGCCACAUUUCAGUGUACCAGAAAAUAGCUCCCAUUCCUGUAUCAACUUUAUCUUUCCAUCUUAUAUUAUUGCUUUC